Zychaea mexicana is the source of this 1589-nucleotide messenger RNA. RefSeq lists its product as uncharacterized. Gene Ontology annotation, cellular component: Golgi apparatus. The coding region runs from base 45 to 1136 and encodes 363 amino acids. The record is from RefSeq and is a predicted model, not a curated record. Lineage: Eukaryota; Fungi; Mucoromycota; Mucoromycetes; Mucorales; Lichtheimiaceae. The transcript has 5 exons.
UUUACUUUUUCUCUCCUUCUUUCUCCAAGAUUAUAAAAAUACAGAUGAUCGAUCUCAAAAAGAUUAACGAACGGAUAACGCGAUCCAAAUGGAUCAAAAUAUAUCUCGCACUUGUUGUGAUUCAGGGGGUCCUGAUUAUCGCCUUAGAAUCUGCUCUUGCCAGUCAAAAUUUAGCACAAGCUCGUAUCUUGCCAACUUUUCCGCCUGGACAGCGAGAACAGGAACCACUGGACGGUAUUGCUAGACAGGUGAACCAUGUCAGAAUACGGUUAAAUCGAGCUAAAUGGGAGAAUAUCGCAUUUGUCGCCAUACAAAUAUGGUUUGUCGUUAUGGCGUUUGACGCUACUAUAUACCAAAAUGCAUCCGAAGUCAUAGCGCUUGCGGUCAUUAAUUUGGUCUGUGCAGCUUUAGGCGGUCUGCAAGUUAUACAGGCCGGACACCGGAUAAAAACAAUUCAGGGGAUCAACCAGGAUUUCGACCUGAAUAUCAAUGUAUACUCAAUACGGACAGUCUACUAUAUGACGAUCGUCGCAACGGCAUGCUUGACCCUAUUUGCAUUUAUAUUUUUAUAUUUAUCGAUUUUGGUCGUACGUGAAAUUGGUUGGGUGACCUAUAAAAAGAUCGGUCCGGAUGUUGGUAUACAAAAAAUGUACACCGUCUUCCAGCUAUUUGUAUUAGCACUCAAGAUCGAUGUAUUUGUCGAAUUCUUGGUGUCAUGCUUUUACGUCACGCAGUUUGCUACGGAAAGCGGGUUCGAAUGGGAGACAUGGGUCGAGCUGUGUAUCACUGUUUCGAUGUUGCCAAUGCUAUACUUUGCACGGAUAGCUGUCGCUGCAGAAAAACGGUGGCAAAUGAUCAUAUUUAUUCUUUUCCAGCUUCUCGUCGUAGCCGUAUUUACUCUAAUGAUCUUCCAGACAAUGGAGCCCGGUAACUUUUGGUACACAUAUAUUGUUGCUAUCGGCUUGGUGUUUGCAGUGGUCACACCUAUGCUUGGAUGUUGGACAAUGUAUAAUUUCAACAAAGGACUCGCUCCAUAUAUUCAACGUGGUAAAAAGAAGAAAGAAUACCCGACAAAACAACAAGAACUCCAUGAGCAAAGCCCACUCCAGUCAUCAUGGCAAAUUGACGACGAUUGAGUUCUUACAAACUUUUCAUAGCUACAUAUACCCUUCCCAAACUUUGUCAUUAUCAUCUUGUCUGCCUUUUGAAGACUCUUGUCAAUAAUCCUAUUCUGCGUGACAUCGUAUUCUUUUUUAGUUUGGAUGGGAAGGUCUUUCGUACGGAGUAUUAUACGCUGUAAGCAACUUCGAAAGAUUGUGCAUUAGUACUGUACGAAACUCAAAGCCUAGGAGAAGCCAAGCUUUUAUAGCAUGCCUUUUAAACGAGAUAGCCAUGUCUCUAUGUUGACAAUGUACCGAAUUUAAUAGAUUGAAAUAUUGCUUACAUGGCGACAAUCGGUUAUUUUGUGCAAGCUCUCUUCGAUAUUAUACACGCUAGAUGAUUAUUUAUAGCAGUUAGAAACAUCCUCAUAAUAUAUAAUAUAUCACUGUUUUUAGUGAUCCAAUUGAAAUAUCUAAUAUAUAUUAAAA